UGAUCUGUAUUUGCUAACUAAACAAUACCUAAAGGGCAAAAAAAAAGUCUAAUAAACAAAUAAAACGAUAAAAAUACGUCAAAUAAUAAAGAUAUUCCUACUAUUUUUAAAAAUAUACUACAUCUAGUUAAUAGCCAUGUACAUGUUAAACCUGAUAAUAUCAUCAUAGUUUUUUACAUGAUAAAGAUCAUAUAAUGAAUAAAGUAAGUCAUACAAAUAAUACAACUACGUUUACUACAAAAAAUAAUACAACUAUCACUGUAUUACUGCAAACAUGAUCGGAUACAAGAAGAGGGAAUGGACACCCAGUCACAUUUGAAAAUAAUGUGUUUCGUAAUGCAAAAUGAGAAUAACUCAAUUGUUUAAUUAAUCUUAAAAACUCUCUUUACUGCCUCCAGUAAUGUAUUUGCUUCAAUUAUAUAUAUAUAUAAUCUUUGUUUUAAAAUAAUACUAAUACAUAUUAAUCUCUUUUUAUUAUGCACGAUAAAUUUUACAAUUCCGUCUCUUACUUGCAAAUUCGUUUUAGUAAGCUUUUUGCAUCAUUUUUUUAUCAGCUAUGUCAAAACGCAUAAUAUAAAACAAAAACUUGAUUACAAAACUCUCUCACACACAAACUCACAUUCCUUUUUUUAUUCGUCUAAUCUUUCUCUUGAUUUCUCUCAUGGCUAGGAGUAGUGGAAGCCUCAAAUUAGAGAUCAGCACCGACGACAAGACGCCGGGAAAGUGGAGCGUACCGCUUGGCGAGGACGUUUUCCGGAGUUUCUUGAGCAGCGGAGGAGGCUCGGAGAAGGUUGUGUUCAGCGAGGGAUCUAUUUUCAGCCCUUUUUUGUUCGGGAAGUACUUUGAUCCGUCAGAUGCGUUUCCUUUAUGGGAAUUCGAGGCGGAUGUUUUGCUGGGGAGCCUCAGGAGCUUAGGACAGAGUAGAGUCGACUGGUCUCAAACCGAUCAAGCUUAUGUCCUUAAAUCGGACCUCCCCGUGGUGGGGAAAAAUAACGUGCAGGUGUAUGUGGACGUUAAUGGAAAAGUGAUGGAGAUUAGCGGCCAAUGGAAAACGGCGGCCAACGGCGAUUGGAGAAGCUGCCGGUGGUGGGAAUACGGCUACGUCCGCCGUCUCGAGCUUCCCGGCGAUGCCGACCUCAAAAACUCCGAAGCUUUCAUCUCAAACAAAGACGGCUACUCUUUCUUAGAGAUCAAAAUCCCCAAGAACAAGUUUUAAUAUGUUGUGUCAUCCGUUGAUGAGCAUUAAUUUUAGUUUUUCUUAUGUUGAAUGAUAUGUAAUACUUUUCUGUGGUGGACACACAAAUAUCAUGAACGAUACUAUACAUUCGUAUAUACUAUAUUUGAGCGGAA
This is a messenger RNA of Brassica napus (rape), 1350 nucleotides long. RefSeq names its product 21.7 kDa class VI heat shock protein. Lineage: Eukaryota; Viridiplantae; Streptophyta; Magnoliopsida; Brassicales; Brassicaceae. The record is from RefSeq and is a predicted model, not a curated record. Bases 662 to 1216 code for a protein of 184 amino acids. The transcript is spliced from 2 exons.